AUGCAACCCAAUCAAAAGCUCUGUAUCGCUAUCUUUGGCCCUACCGCCUCCGGGAAGACCAAGUUGGGGGUUGCCAUUGCGAAGACCUUUCCGAGCGAGGUCAUCUCUGUCGAUAGUCUACAGUGCUACAAGGCGGGAAGCAUUAUCACCGCCAAGCCCACUGCUCAAGAGAUAGAUGAUGUUCCUCAUCACCUGAUUGACUAUCUCGAGGCUGAUGAGGAACCCAAUGAGUUUGUGGCCCUGGCUGCUGACAAGAUGGACGAAAUUACAAACCGAGGGAACCUCCCUAUUCUUGUCGGCGGCUCAACGUCUCUCGCAAUACCUUUGUUGCAUGAGGCGUUCAAGCGGCAGUAUCGGUUUAUUUCUGCAACUCUGAUCCCGCGCCAGUCCACAUACUGGAAAUUUAUCCAAGUUAGAGCCAGCGAAAUGCUCGAGAGGGGUCUCCUUGACGAACUUGAGACGCUGAGAGACCUGCAGCAGAAUUUGAUGGAUGACAACGCCUGCUUCCAUAAGGGUGUAUGGAAGGCCAUUGGGUAUCAAGAGUUCUAUCCCUAUCUCGAGGCAGACUCGCCACGCAACGCCCGGCAGUCGUCGUUUCAAAGGGGUCUCGCACUCAUGAACGCCAAUACCUUGCAGUACGGCUUCCAUCAACUCGAGUGGAUUCGCUCCGUCCUGAACCCUUUCUUACACCAAGCCGGCGUAGUAUGCAUGAGCCUCCCUGUCACUAACAAGACUUCCUGGAUGUCUGAUGUCGAGAUACCUGCUAUCUCAAUGCUCAACGAUCUUUGUUACAGUUUGCGAACGAUCAAAGUUCCCACUAACGGCACAUUGAACUCUAACUCCAAUUCUCGAGUCGUGGGUCUAUUUGGCGGAUCUUCGCCAGGGAACGACCCGGGUCAUAUCGAUGCAGCUAAAAAGCUUGCGUUUGCUCUCCACCAAAAUAACUACAAACUCGUCUACGGUGGCGGCACGACUGGGAUCAUGGGCGCCAUCGCCAGCACUCUGGUGCAACUCUCAGGACAAAGUGCCGUCCAAGGCAUCAUUCCGGUUGCACUCGCAAAGUACGAAGAAAGACUCACCAAGAAAAGGGCCGAUCCUUCAAAAUUCGGGAGCAGGACUGUUGUGAAAGACAUGCAUACACGUAAAAGACUCAUGAUCGAGUCAGUCAUUGGUGGCGCUCCAGGGAGCGGCUUUGUAGCUCUGAGUGGCGGAUACGGUACCUUGGAGGAACUCCUGGAGACAACGACUUGGUACCAGCUUGGUAUUCAUCGAUGCGGCAUCUGUGUGUUUGACGUAUGCGGCUUCUACAAGGGUUUGAUGGACUGGGUUCGUCAAGCUGCACAGGCAGGGUUUGUUGGCACAGAGGAUGCUACUAUUCUGCGGGUUGCAACGACGGCUGAGGAUGUCAUCGACUGCUUGGGCAGCAAUGAUCACCGCUAUUCGCGGAUGGGGGAGCUGGAAUGGGGUUAG
Molecule: messenger RNA, 1470 nt
Organism: Fusarium subglutinans
Lineage: Eukaryota; Fungi; Ascomycota; Sordariomycetes; Hypocreales; Nectriaceae
Product: lysine decarboxylase
Exons: 2
Coding region: 1-1470 (489 amino acids)
Biological process (GO): cytokinin biosynthetic process
Cellular component (GO): cytosol
Molecular function (GO): hydrolase activity, hydrolyzing N-glycosyl compounds
Source: RefSeq, a predicted model, not a curated record